Molecule: messenger RNA, 767 nt
Organism: Brassica napus (rape)
Lineage: Eukaryota; Viridiplantae; Streptophyta; Magnoliopsida; Brassicales; Brassicaceae
Exons: 1
Coding region: 62-559 (165 amino acids)
Source: RefSeq, a predicted model, not a curated record
ACCAUGAAACAAUAGAGAGUUAAACCAAUAUCUUCUUCUUCAUCAUCUUCUUCCUUCUCAAAUGGCGACGAGCAAAUGCUACUACCCCCGGCCAAGCCACCGAUUCUUCUCCACCGACCAACACGUCUCUUCUCCUUCCGACUUCGAGCUCGACGAGUGGGACCUCUUCAACACCGGUUCAGAUUCUGCUUCCGGUUUCACCUUCAGUGACCUUACAAUCACCUCCGAUCGAACCGGAGCUAACCGGAAGCCUCGCGGUGGUUCGGUUUCGGAGAAAUUUGCCGGUUCAGCUGCGUCUUCUCUCCCGGUCAACGUGCCUGACUGGUCCAAGAUCCUCGGGGAAGAGAGUCCACGGAGGCAGACUUCGAACGAGGAAUACGACGGUGACGAAGUUGCUGCAUGCGGUGGAGAGACACGGCGGGUGCCGCCGCAUGAGUUGCUUGCGAGCCGGAGGAUGGCUUCGUUUUCGGUUCACGAAGGUGCUGGGAGGACGUUGAAAGGGAGAGAUCUGAGUAGGGUGCGAAAUACUAUUUUCAAAAUUAGAGGGAUCGAAGAUUAAACUGUUUUAAAUAUGGGGGGUUGCAAAUUGAAGAAAUUGUAAUGGGUGGAGUUUUUUUUAAAUUGUUUUUUUUUUUGUACCUUCGCUUGUUUUACUGUUGCGGCUAAGAAUCUCGACAACUAGUGAUUAUUAUAAAGAGACUUGUUAAUUUAAGAUUGUAUUGAAGUUUUGGGACACCAGAUAUGGAAUCGACUCUGUAUUUCUUUUA